Messenger RNA from Cladophialophora psammophila CBS 110553, 1851 nucleotides. RefSeq lists its product as uncharacterized. The coding region runs from base 1 to 1851 and encodes 616 amino acids. The transcript is spliced from 5 exons. Lineage: Eukaryota; Fungi; Ascomycota; Eurotiomycetes; Chaetothyriales; Herpotrichiellaceae. The record is from RefSeq and is a predicted model, not a curated record.
AUGUCGCCGUCCUCGGGGCAAGAAGCCACCGUCAGUGAUUCUCAGGCCAACAGAAAUCCGAACUCAACCAUCCCUACAUCGGCAACACCAGAUGUCAGUCAUGGGACCGCCCAAGACGUCUCCAGCCUAAGUUCAGCAUCCCAAGGAGUUCCAGACUCACCGGUUGUCCUAUCGAAGCCACCAGAUACAAUUGGACUAUGGGCAAAUGAGCUUUCCCUCCAACCUGAACCGGAAGAUGCGCUACUUGUGCCUCCGUCGCGGCAGCAAGGUGUCCAAGAAAAUGGGGAUUUCUCUAUUUUCGACGAGAUUGGACCAGACAACGAUAUGAUGGAGCUCUUCUCGCAACUUCCGGGACUGGACUACGAAAGCUGGCUUCAUAACCUUGAUGAUGUUGUUUCGUAUAUAUUGCCGUCCACUGGGGUAUCCGGGACCAUGCAGAACGCAAUCUCCAUGAUGCGAGAGCACUUCCAGCGGACGUCACGCUCAGCGUCGCCCCUUACGAACGAGUCGAAUCAUAUGUGGUACUCGAGUCCGCCCCGUUUUCAAGUAUAUGAUAGAGACGUGCUGAAUGUUUUCCUCAAUCUUGCGAAAGUACACAUGGCUUCAACAUUCAAGAUCUUAUUACCUUUCGAGGCUCCGGACGGCGUUGAAGAAGAGCUCGUUGCGGCCAUGGCUGCAGUGGGCGGACUUUUUUGCGACGUAGAGGGUAGCCAGAAAGUUGCUUCCGUGCUGUACAACGAUGCAAGAAAGAUGGCUUUGGCAAAGGCAUGUCUCCUCCAAUCUAGAAUACACAGAACACGACUGACAUUUCACCAGACGGCUUCAUUGUCUCUUAUAGACUUCAACUCGUGCCUGAACCGAGCAAAAACUUUUAUCCUAAUAGAAAUCUAUGGGGUUUGUAGUGGAGAUGGAAGAAGCUACGAGUUUGUGGAAGCUUUCCAUGGAUUCUUGCUUCAGUCCGUCCAUAAAUGCCGAUGUUUGCUAUCUGGGGACGCAAUUUCUGAGGCCGAACGUUUGUCUAUGACCUCUCUUCUGGAGGCGUUGCAUGUUCUCGAGUGCUAUAGAGUGCUCUUACUCCAGCGACCUCCAACUCUCACAGCACUAAAGGACGGCUAUCUGGACCCUAGAGGAAGUCCCAACACAGCUGAAAAGCAUGGACUUGAUGACCUAUCGGCCUUGAUGACGUUAUCGGGCAAGUAUACGGGCCAAGGGGAUGGCCUGGCCUCUUUAGCGGCCGUUUCCUCUCUUGCCUGGUUUUCUAGUCCCCAUGGACCUUUUGGCUGGCGAAGACCUCCUCUCUGGAAGACCGAAUUCGUCGAAGUCGCCUUGGGCCGCUGGAUUGAGGCUCAUCGAUCUGACGAGGAAGAUGCAGGGACUAUGCUCUUAUACCAUAUGGUCCACAUCAACCUUCAUUCUAACUUGGCACUGUUACGACGCCUUGCUUGCUUAGUGGCCAAAUCCGGCCGAAUGCCCUCGAAUGCCAAGGUCUUCGACUCCAUCGAGAGAUGGCUGAAGAGUCGACACUUUGAUAUUGCUAGAUGGCAUGCCGAGAGUCUCCUCAAAAAUGUUGUCUGUGCGAGAAGUGCUGGCGAAAAAUUGAAUUUGACCGGUUUGGGAUCUUCUGCUCACUUGCCGAAGCCUCGAAGAUUGAUUCCUGAGCCACCACAUCUUCCGUUCUGUGCAUAUUUCGCCACGCUCGUUCUCUGGUAUGGAAAUCUCCUGCCGGGCCAUGGUCGGCUUCAGCGAAAUGCGUGCGUGGCACAGGGUGCCCAGAUACUUUUUGAUCUAAAUGUAUCGGUUUCCAGGAACUUGGGCCACGCACUGUACGAGUUGAUGGCCGAUGAAGAGUGA